CUUUGCUUAGCCCAGCCCAGUUCAGCUCGGCCGGCUUACGGACCGCCUGAUUGACACGGACCAAAGUUAUCCCGGAAUAAAGAGAGCACGCAUGUGCCAUCACACCGGAUGUGAACGGGGUUGCCUUCGCUCCCUCACACAACAGAGUAGAUGUGUGUCUAUAUGUAUAUGUAUGCCAGGAGGAACCGUGCCGAGCCGUGCCAAACCGGUCCAGUUGCCGCUGCGCCAAAGAAAGGGAGAGAAAGGAAGGGACGGGGCUGAAAGGGGGGUGGGGGUGGCGCGGGGCUCAGAAACUGACCCGGGUCAAAAAGCCGGUCCGAGAGGGCUUAAGCACGGCUUGCUUUGCGGGAAAAGGGAAAGGGAAAGGGGUUGUUCCUUCUUCCCUGCGCGGGGUGUUUGGGAUGGAUUUCCGCGGGAAAAAGUACGAGCGGGGCAGCAACUGGUCGGACCCGGAGGUGGCGCAGCUGCUGCACUUGUGGGCCGACGCGGCGGUGCAAGCCGAGCUGGAGAGCUGCCUCCGGAACCAGCACGUCUUCAACCGCAUCGCCGAGGUCCUGCGCGGGAAGGGCAUCCGCCGCACGGGAGACCAGUGCCGAGAGAAGAUCAAGAAGAUGAAGCUCGAGUACCGGCGCCUCAAGGACAGCGGCGGAGGGGGCGGCAAGGCCGGCGCCCGAGGAGCGGGAGGGGGGCGCCCCUGGAAGUUCUUCCAAGUCCUGGACCGCGUCCUCGCCGGCCGAGCCCCCCACAGCCCCCCGGGGGAGCCCCGCCUACACCCGCACCUGGGACCCUCCGCCGCCCCCCAGGCCCCCUCCUCGCAGUCCCCGGAGCUGGUGGAGAUCAAGUGCGAGGAGGAGGACUCCGAGGAGCAGGGCUUGGCCCCCCAGCUGCCCUCUGCCCUCCCUCACAGGCCAGAAAUAGAGAGGACCUUUCUGGAGAGGUCCCAGGACGACUCUCCCCUCUCCCAGGUGGAGCCCCCCCUUGAGACCAGUGUCUCGCCUUCAGGUUUGAGUGAACCCAAUAUGGCUUCUUCCUCCCGGAUCCAAAGUCUGGGGCCACGGCCUGGCUUUUCCACCUUGCACCGCUUGCGGAAGAAACGGAAAGCCCAACGGCUGAGGGAUCCUUUGGAUGCGCUCUUGCUGAAAACCCUGACUGCACAGCGGGAAAUGGAGGAACGCUUUCUGCAUAUGGAGGAGUGCCGACUCCAGCGUGACCUGGAAGUGGAGGAGCGGCGGAUACAGAUAGAGCAGCGUCGUUUUGAGCAGGAACGGGACCAUGAAUUCCGCAUGUUCAAUGUCUUUGCCCAGAUGCUCAGCAUCUUAAAACAGAGCAAUAAUGGCUCUUCUGCAAGUGGGCAGCCUCAGGAUAUAGAGCUUAGCCGAACAUUUUCGGAAAACACAGGAGUAGGAGAACGGGUGCAGGAAGAGGGAGAGACCCCACAACUACGACAACCCUUUUUGGACAGGAGAACCAGUGUACACAGUUGCGGCAAUCACAGCAAUGUCCAAAGCAGCCCCUUCCUCUCUGCCCGAGGCAACAUGGCUAACAUCUGCUGGGGCUCAGCUGAAGAGGGUUAUAGUGCCUAUCAUGCUGACAAGUAUGAUGAAGACAAAAAUCCCAAUGGCAUCAUUAAUUUUGGCACCAGUGAGAAUAAACUCUGCUUUGAUCUGAUGUCCAAGCGGUUAACACAAAGUGACAUGAAUGUCAUGGAACCACCAUUCCUGCAGUAUCCAGACUGGAAGGGCCACAUGUUCUUGCGAGAGGAAGUGGCUCAAUUUUUGACUUAUUACUGUAAGGCACCUGCACCUCUCAAGGCAGAAAAUGUGAUUGUGCAAAAUGGCUGUGGCUCUCUGUUUUCUUCUUUGGCUACAGUUCUUUGUGAGCCAGGGGAAGCCUUCAUGAUUCCCACCCCUUUCUAUGGGGGCAUCACCCAAAGUGUGUUUCUGUAUGGAAAUGUGAAGUUAGUCUAUGUCUAUUUAGACAGUCAGGUUACUGGCACAUGUACCCGUCCAUUCCAACUCACUGUGGAAAAACUCAAUAAGGCCUUCCAGAAUGCACAGUCAGAGGGUGUCAAGAUAAAGGGUUUAAUUCUCCUGAAUCCACAAAAUCCUUUAGGAGACAUUUAUUCUCUCUCAGAGUUACACGAUUACUUGGAGUUUGCCAAAAGGCAUGAAUUACACGUGAUUGUGGAUGAGAUCUACAUGCUGUCAGUUUUUGAUGAUUCCACUACAUUCCACAGUGUGCUAGAAAUGGAGAGAUUACCUGAUCCACAGAGGACCCACGUGAUGUGGGGAACUACUAAGGAUUUUGCUAUCUCUGGGAUUCGGUUUGGAACCCUAUACACACUGAAUCAAGAUGUCGCCAGUGCUGUUGCUUCCUUGUGUUACUUGCAUGGGGUCAGUGGGCCUAUCCAGCACAAAAUUGCACAGCUACUUAGAGACAGAGACUGGAUCAACCAGGUGUUCUUACGGGCCAACCAUGAGAGGCUGAAAGCAGCCCAUACUUUUGUGACAGAUGAGCUGAAGACACUUGGGCUUCCCUUCCUCAAUCGCAAUGCAGGCUUCUUUGUGUGGAUUGACUUCCGAAAGUACUUGAGGAGAGGAACGUUUGAAGAAGAAAUGAUACUUUGGAGGCGGUUCUUGAGCAACAAGGUCCUGCUGUGUCAUGGGAAAGGUUUUGAGUGCUGUGAACCUGGCUGGUUCCGCAUCAUUUUUUCUGACAAGAUCCAACGUCUGCAGCUAGGCAUGCAGAGGAUCUGUGAGGUAUUGGAAGAGUGUGAACGUGAAAUCUUGAAUGAAGCUAAAGACCAGUCCCGCCAGUCUGACUCGGAAGGCAAAGCGGACAGCACAGAUGAAGUGAUCUUUGUGUCCCACCACCAAGAGCCAGUCUCUGGCGGCAGCUCCAAUCUGGGCGAUCUCAUAGGCCUUCUGCAGCAGCAAAUGCGUUCAUCUGACUGGCUGCAAAAGAACACAGUGGAGCAGUUUGCACAGGAGAAACCAGAGGUUUAUGAGGUUUUCAGCAAGUUGGUGGGGAAACAGUAGAACCCCCAUUUUGUGCCAGGACCUGUCCAUGGAAGUUUUUGCUGUUUUGACUGAUACAAUGUUAUAAUUUCGAUAACAAGUAUUUUAAGGAACCAUUUUGCAAACCACCCUCCUUGGCUCUUCUUUCAAAACCAUAUUGUAUUGAGACCAGCCACAAAAGGGUGGCUUUUAUUUGAUUCCCACCUCCUGUAUUGUAUUUUGUAUGUUUGUUUUUAGGAAUCAAGCAUAUGUUUUCAUGUGGAGAGAGAUGAAAUUGUUGUUUGCGAUGUUUCAGGUUUCAUCUUUUCGUAAGGGAAAGGUGUUUUUUUUUAACAGCUGAAGAAUUUCUUAAAGCACUAGUUGCGAUCUGAAAUGAAAUGGGAGUAUUGAGGAACUUGAACAGUUUGUCAACAAGUCACUUUAACACAGAAUUUAGAUGCAGGUUUAAAUGGACUCAAGUUCAGAUAUUAUAGUACGGGUACAUAAUAUUUGUAUAUUAGUCACGUUUUCCCGUGUAUGUGUGUGUAUAUGUAUGUAUGUUCCAGUAUGUAUGUUCCAGUAUUCCAAAGACCAGUUCAGAAGGAAUGCUUUUUGCUUCUGAGCUAUGAAUAAGGGACCAUAGUCUUAAACAUACUCCCUUUACCCUUUUCCCUCUCACAAAUGAAUUGCCUUCCUACCCUAGACAUUUACAAUUGUGAUGUUCUUUUCGUGAAAUUAUCCCUGAAUUCAUUCGUACGCCAGCAGUGACUUUAACCAUGGUCAACUAUAACCAAUGAUUCACUUCCUGGUAGGAUCUGAAUCAAGUGUUGCUCAAUUGUAACUCCACUUAAUGUUCAGGCAAACAUCAUGAGCAAGAGAAUACCCAUAAACUGGGGAGUAGAAUAUAGUCUCUUGCAGUCUUUCCCUGAUUAAGGAAAUGUCACUGUUAAGUAAAGGUUUCCCCUGCCAUUAAGUCUAGUCGUAUCUGACUCUGGGGGGUGGUGCUCAUCUCCAUUUCUAAGCUGAAGAGCCAGUGUUGUCCGUAGACACCUCCAAGAUGGUGUGGCCAGCAUAACUAUAUGGAGCGCCAUUACCUUCCCGCAAAAGCGGUACUUAUUGAUCUACUCGCAUUUGCAUGUUUUUGAACUGCUAGGUUGACAGAAGCUGGGGCUAACAGAGGGAGCUUACCCCACUCCCCUAAUUCAAAUCACCAGCCUUUUGGUCAGAAAGUUCAGCAGCUCAGCAGUUUAACCCACCGUGCCACCAGAUGUUACUGUUACAUCUGCAUUAUUCUAGAAAUUUUAAUGCUAACAAUGAAUUAAAUCUUAGUGACUUAAGACUGACAUCUCUAAAUUAUUUCAAUGCUGCCCUCAAGAGGUCAAGUCUUGAAAAUGACGAGUAGUGGCUAGUCCAGUUGUUUCUUCAUUUCAGACUCUAUUUCCUGAAAUGUUGCCAUUAAUUUGGGUUUCUCAUCUACGGUGGAAUUUAAGGGUAUCAAUUCCUUAUUCACAGAAUGACUUCGAGAUAUAUCUUUCUUCAUUAUGGAUAUUUGUACAUCUGUGAUGAUCACAUUAUGGAGAGGGUCUCCUAGUAUACAUGGUUAUUGGAGAGGCUGAAGACAAACCAGGAUAUUUUACUUAAAUUAUAUUCACCGAAAUCUAACUAAUGGGAAUGUGGUAAGUUAAAAUGGAUGUGAGCUCUACUGAAUUUAUUGAUGUGCUCUAUAGUUUGCCUUCUAUGUUCUGUACCAGUUGAAGAUGAGCAAUUGGAUUUAUACUAUGGAGUGAAAUGUUACCAGUGAUGAAAAUCUUAACAUUUAGCAUAAUAAAACUAGAGAAGAUGAAAUGGUAGAACUCUACCAUGAUGAUUAUUGCUCCAAUGGUUUGUGGAAAGGGAACUUUUUUCCUCUUAAUUGGUUUGUUUGUGGAUCUUACUUUUACAAAAUGUGUCAGUAAUUGAUAAGGCUGUUUUUCAGAUUUACUUUUACCAAUCGGGUAACUUGUGGUAUCUGAAAGAAAAAGGCAAUGCAAAUUAGAAUAGAUUAGAUUUGCAUGUAUUGCUUUUUUCUAAUCUGUAUGGUAUGUACUGUAGUACCAUUGGCAAAUUGCUCUUAACCAAUUGUUCUUUUUAAAUUUUCACUAAUUAAACCUCAAAAUAUUACUCAAUAUCUAGCUUCAAUCUUCCGCCUGUAUCUGUUGAUUCAAGUCCUUGUUCCACCUUGUUUUAAAUGGAGUUGACUGUGUUGAUCUUCUAAUAAUAAAUUCUAAGUUUUGCUCAUCA
Messenger RNA from Anolis sagrei ordinatus, 5276 nucleotides. It is a transcript of the gene ACCS, whose product is annotated as 1-aminocyclopropane-1-carboxylate synthase homolog (inactive). Gene Ontology annotation, biological process: biosynthetic process; amino acid metabolic process. NCBI's taxonomy places the organism in Eukaryota, Metazoa, Chordata, Lepidosauria, Squamata, Anolidae. Gene Ontology annotation, molecular function: transaminase activity; pyridoxal phosphate binding. The record is from RefSeq and is a predicted model, not a curated record.